Messenger RNA from Anopheles nili, 1089 nucleotides. RefSeq names its product elongator complex protein 4 (gene Elp4). Gene Ontology annotation, biological process: tRNA wobble uridine modification. Bases 1 to 1089 code for a protein of 362 amino acids. Gene Ontology annotation, cellular component: transcription elongation factor complex; elongator holoenzyme complex; cytoplasm. The transcript has 3 exons. The record is from RefSeq and is a predicted model, not a curated record. Lineage: Eukaryota; Metazoa; Arthropoda; Insecta; Diptera; Culicidae.
AUGUCUGGGUUUGUUAAACGACGGCGCGCUUUUAAUAUUAAAGGCACGCAGCAAUCAUUACACAAUGGAUUUUUAUUAACAUCCUCUGGGAACCCAUCAGUAGACCACAUUUUUGGAGGUGGAUUUCCUAUAGGUUCAGUAAUUGGCAUUGGUGAAGACCAAUAUGGAAACUAUUCCAACGUAUUGACCAAAUAUUUCUUAGCAGAAGGAAUUGUAAACAAUCAUGCAUUGUUUUUAGCAACAAAGGAAGAAGAUCCCAUUGAAUUGAUUAAAAAGCUGCCAUCGGUUUCGGAAGAACAAACAACUUUAUCUCAGGCUCCAGAGAAUAUGCGAAUUGCCUUUCGCUACAAUCAGUUAAUUCCCGUUGAAUCUGAAUAUAAAUCAGCAGCUUCGCUGGGGCAUUAUUUUGACCUAUCUAAGACUAUCGAUUCGUCGUCUUUAGCUGGGAAGGAUAUAAGCUACUGGAAUGAUGAUGAUGUCAGUGAGAAGGAGAAUAAUUUCAACUUUUUCAAUAAUGCACACUUUGCUUCUAUUUUAUCACGCGUUCAACACAAGAUAAGUGAUGUCGAAUUUAAUUCAACUGCAGAUGGUGAAAAAAAUUUACUGCGAAUUUGUUUAUGCUCGAUUGGUUCUCCUGUAUGGUAUGAUAGUGAUUUCGUGGAAGAUUUUUUGCGUUUUCUGGGUAUUCUCAAAGCCAUUGUGCGUAACACUUUGUCAAUUUGUUUUAUUACUGUACCGUUUCAUUUGUUGCAUCAUCUCGAAGAUAUCUACCUGGAUAAAAAAAUAAUCAAUCUGUUUGAUUUUUCGUUUAGCUUAGAAGCAUUUGCAGGACAAGUGGAAGAUGUUGCAAAUCCUGCAUUUAAGGAAUUUCAUGGUUUAAUGAAUGUAAAAAAAAUAACACCAUUUAACGGAUUAGCUCCGUUCAAUCCGGAAACAAGGGAUCUUGCGUUCAAGUUGAAAAGAAGUAAAUUUGUGAUUGAAAAAUUACAUCUACCUCCUGAUAUCGCUGAUGAUAAUACUAGCUUUCAAAAUCAAGUGCCUUCCAUGAGUUGUUCGGGAGGAGGAAUAAAGAGCAAAUUGGAUUUUUAG